Messenger RNA from Fusarium odoratissimum NRRL 54006, 3581 nucleotides. RefSeq lists its product as uncharacterized. The record is from RefSeq and is a predicted model, not a curated record. The transcript is spliced from 4 exons. Gene Ontology annotation, molecular function: zinc ion binding; DNA-binding transcription factor activity, RNA polymerase II-specific. The coding region runs from base 1330 to 3147 and encodes 605 amino acids. Gene Ontology annotation, biological process: regulation of DNA-templated transcription. Lineage: Eukaryota; Fungi; Ascomycota; Sordariomycetes; Hypocreales; Nectriaceae.
UUAGUAGUGCCUAUUAGUUAUAGGUACCUAGUUCUAGGCAGUCUAAUUAGGACGCCGGGUCCACUACUUGGGCUGUCCCGUCUGAGCACCUACCUCCCAUCAUCCAUGGAUGGCUUCCGUUUCCGUCCUCUACUUUACCAUACUUAGACUCUCAUCCUUGCUUGAUCUUUAAUCUUUCAACGACUUUUCUGACAGUAUUUCCCAUAAAGUCCGACGGGGCAUACUAUUAGGCUGUUCUCUAUAUGGACGUCAUGUCUAUUUCGUCUUAGAUCACUCCCAUCCUCAACCCAUACCUACCAUACCAUAUACCGUACACAGUCUGCCAACCCUUUCUCCGCACCAACUACCUACCCUUACUCGAUAAUAUCCAAGACAGGCCAGUUCCGCACAGCACCAGCCUCUAGGCCCUGGUCCUGGCCUUGACUCGGUCUCGUCGCAAUCAAUCAAUCACGGGAGAGGACUGGCUGAACUCACUCACAUGUGCCGACAAAAGUAAACAUCUAUUCUCUACCUUGGCCAUAAGUUAAUUCCCCGCCAAUUUCACGUCAACAUAUUCCCCUCUCGCUCCUUUUCCUCUCGUCCCGAUUCCAGUUCCGGCUCCCUGGGCUGCGGGACACCCCUACGUAUCGGAAACACAACGGGCUUGUCUAACAUCUGUCUACCCGUUGUGACCGUUGUGAUCCAGCACCAGUACCAGCACCAACACCGGCUGGUCCCCUACUGGAUUUGGAUACUGGCCCAUCCGACAGCGCUCCCUAUUCUAGGUCUCUUCGCCACGGGCGGCAGCGGUAGCGUCAGAAUUGCGAGUGAGCAAGUUGUGCCUUGGGCUUCUGGGCUGGAUGAGUGGCUGAGACAGCCAGCGCAAGCAGUACAAGGUCAAUCUACACGCGAUUCGUCGCGUUACCUACUCGGGAUGGGACUUAUUUCUUGAGGCAGCUAUUCGACGUUAUUAACCAUCCUAUCACUUUCCCACUGCAUUUCUGCCAUUCUUCAACUUGGCGAUGCUCAUUUACCUGGCCUUUUCUUCCGAUCUACCGCCCCUAUUGUUUCAAGCUCUGAUGCAACACACGACUGUCAGGGUUUCAAUCAACAAACUGACCCAGGUUUCCAAUAGCGGUUCGCUACUUGUUUCAUAGCCUGUGGCAUUGGGCGAGCGCAAUUGCUAUCUCCAUCACUACUUAUAUAUUGGAAUCAGGGUAUAUCCGGUACCCACCCGCCUCCACGAACUCCGUCACCGUGCUACCGAUCUCACUGCCCCGGACCUAUCGAUUAUCGACGGUGUCCAGCUCUCGGCAAGACACCGUCGUGAUUCAAAAGCCCUCAGCGACCAUGGUCUACUGUGGGAAAGCCUCUCAGGGCUGCCAGAACUGUCGCGUGCGACGUAUCAAGUGUGACAAAAUCAAACCGGAAUGCUCACAAUGUAUUCGGGUUGGGAAAAAGUGCCCUGGUUAUCGUGACCAGCUCUCCCUCAUGUUUCGUGACGAGAGCAGCAAGGUGAUACAAAAAGCACAUGCACAAUGGGGUGUUGGCGAAUCCUCUGAGGGCCUAUCAACACAAACAUCCUCCAGCUCUCUGGCCUCUUCUUACUCGUCCAACAGCUCUACACAAGCCUCUUCCGUUUCUGCUUCUUCCUCUAUAACAUCUCUACACAGCUAUCCUGGUCCCGCAGCAAUAGCAUCCUCCUACAAAUCAUUCAAAGAUGGCUGGCCAACGUCUCCUGCUUCAACUGCGAGCCAGCAAACACCAUCGCCGACCCCUCAAUCUCCCGCUUCAUCUUUAUAUCAUACGACCUCAAAUGUUUCCACUGUACAGCCUAUCGUUAUACGACCACCAAGGCUUUCGCCGCCAAUCGAUCCAAGUCUCGAGGAGCAGGGCGUUCAGUUCUAUGUCAACCGUUACCUAAUAGGCCAUCCAGAUGAGCCCAGGUCCCCCGGCGAUUUGUCACACACGGAAUGGCUAUGGGACCCUGCUGUUCAAGACGUAAUGGCCGCGGUUGGCCUCGCUAGCCUUUCCAAUCUCAAAGACGAUCCCAGCAUGAUGACGAUAGCCCGUCAACAAUAUGGGUUGGCUUUGCGCCAGACUGGCCGCCUCGUACAGACCUCGAGCAUGCCGGAUUUUGAGGUCACGAUGCGCUCCGUCGUCAUGCUUGCCAUGUUCGAGGUUUGUGCCCCGACCCCUAAUGCUAGCCAACACACCCGCAUGCUUGUCAAAGGAGCCUAUCAAGGACUAGGGCACGUUCAUGCGCACGUUAUGGGCGGGCUUGCUCUAUUGCGACGAUGGCUACCUAUGCCAGCGGCCGCUUUCCUCGGUGUUCGUGCCAUGGUACAAAUGUCUUAUUCUCUUUUUAUACCUGCUCACAUGUCCGCAACACCCCUGCCGGACCCCCUAUUCGAAUGGAUUUCGUUUGCAAGAACCCUCCUUGACCCAGCCGAUCAUCCUGCUACCGAUCUCGGCCCAUUAAUUGGGCGAUUCAUUCAGGUCUCAACAUACAUCAAGACUCAUGCUCUGGUCGACGGUCGUUCUAUCACAGUGUCCACCUUGAAGCAAUUAUUAGAUAUCGACGAGUCAUUCCUUAGUUGGGAACGAAAUCUUGGACCUACUUGGCGAUUUCGCGAAGAGAAAGCGGAACACCUACCACCAGCUGCGGUAUUCGAUGGCGCGUGUCAUGUCUAUUUCGACAUGUUUGUUGCACGGAUGUAUGGACACUACCGAUGGGCGCGUACUCUCUUGAAUCAGGCAAUUAUCGAAUUCAUCAAGGCGUACCCCAAAUCUAGCGCGCCCUUGAUCUCGCUGGCCGAAUACGGACAUCGAUACGAGAUCGUUAGAAAACUCGCCCGCGACACUCUCGUGAGCACCCCAACACAUUGGCGACACCCGCUUCUCACCGAAAAGGCUGCCAUACCAGUCGAGAGACCAGGAGGGGCGGGCUCUGGCUCUGCUGGGCUUCCCGUUGUUCUAUUUCACCUUCAAGUUGCUGCCUGUGCUCCUGGUGUCCCAGAAGCAUACUGGGACUGGGUUGUGGCAGUGAUGGAGUGUAUAUGGAGUGAUAUGGGUAUUCUUCAUGCCAAGUGCAUGAUGGACACCAUGAAGGCAUAUCGUGACUCGCUGAAGAUAAAGAAGGAAGUGAUCGAAAGCAGUGUGCGGUGAUGAUAACUCGCCCAGGCAUCGGUGUGGUUAUGAAUAAAAUCAUGGAAUGUCUGGGACAGUACGAAUGCAUCUUGUUCGGUGUUUACUGGCUUUGUGGGCUGCAUUGACAUCGAGUUUCUUCUUUUGGGUACCUAGGGGUAGAAAAACUGACAUCGAGCGUCGUUCUUCACCCGGAGUUGGCUGGUUUGGGUAUUGCAUCUGGACUUUUAGGUUCACGGAAGGUUAUGGUUAACGAAUAUUGGGUGCAUGGCCACUUAUGCUUGUGGUAGACAUGAUAACUUCUCAGCCUCAGUGUUGCUACUCGCACCUGAGGCCUUUAUAUUACACAACUUAUGUUGAUAAACUCUUUCUUUGUCUAUAGUAUUAUCAGAGCUUAAUGGAAAUGACCAUGGCUCAGACAUUUUAUACUAUUCAAAAUCAUUAACACACUCACU